GGGCCCUGCUAGGGGUGGCGAACUCUCCGCUCACAACUUUCUACCGACCGCAACGAUAUGAAAGCGUUCACCGCCGCCGCGAUGGCGGUGUUGGGUGCAGCAGUCAUGGCCGAUUUCGCGCCGUCUAGCCAUGGAAAUCAGCAGAUGCCGUCAGAGCAUGUCUCGUUUGCUGCCAUGGACAACGCAAUACCGACGACAACGUCGCAACCGUCGUCAACACCAUCCACCACGGUCGAUCCGGACACUCCGAGCACCACAUCCGCGUCAGUGGCAACAACAACCCCCACGCCAAGUGCCACCUCCAUAACCACUCCCGCCCCUACAAUAAAGCCAAAUGGGGUGACGCCAACCAGCACAACUGCCCGCCCGGCGUCGUCGACCCCAUCGACAACAUCCAGCAACGUCGUGGCCGCUGUGCAAUGUCCAUUUAUCUUCACGUCGGCCAUUGUCACGACCGAAUUUAACGCCGUGCUCGACGAAAUCCUGGCCAACAACGCUGCCAAGAACUCGUCCAACACGACCGACACCAUCGUCGGUCCUCUGACGACUACGAAUCGCCCAACGACGUCAGUUUCCUUGACCACCAGCAACACACCAACGUCGGCGGCCCCAUCGACCACCGUGGCACCAGGCGACGAGAGUGUACCAAACACCGCAGCGCCCACCACAGGGACGCCAGCCGCGAACGCUCGUGCGACCACGACAUGGCGCCCCACCACCACCACUGCAACGCUUCCUUCGAUCGUCUCGGGCGAUCGCCGGCUCUCGGAUCGAGAAAACAACGUCGCAUUUGCGUGCGACGCGAGUUUUUACGGCAAAUGGAUCACGAGUGGGCUGACGUGCGGUGGAGCAGAUUUGGACGUGGAAGCCGCCGUUAAGCACGCCGCGUGCGCGACAUACCGUGGGGAUGUGUCGUUGCCCGCGGUGACCGUCGCAUCCUGCCUCACAACGUGCGCAUUUCCAUCCUGCAUCAACAACUCGUGGGCGUACAAGUCGGCGCGUCCAGGGUUUGGCAGCGCCAUCUACGCCAACUUUGACUUUUCCCAGUGGUUUACAGCGUCCAUGACGAGCCAGCUCAAGGCACGCACCCAAGACAUCGUCAACUUUCACAAUUUUUCGAUGGCGGUCGUCGAUGCGUGUCGAUCGCCCGCGCAGUGCACGUGCCCCGUGUACAUCCCGCCCUCGGACACGGCCACCAACCCCACCGACGACCUCAACCACCGCAUUCAAGAAGCCAAGAAGCAGCAAGUGCGCGCCGCGGACUUUGCGCCACAGACCGACUGGGUCCCGCACACGCCGCUCGAGUCGGUCGCGUCGUUUACGGCGUCUGUUACGCAAUAUGCCACCUUCAUUGGGGUUGCCACGUCGGCGUCCGCCGUGGCCGUGUCUUCGAUUGUGUCGUCGUCGGCGGUGGUGACGUCGAGUGGUGCGGCGGCAGCGGCCGGAUCAGCGGCAUCGCUCAGCGUCGCUGUGAGUUUGCUCGACAUGGCGAGCUUCGUCACAAGCGUGAGUCAGUUGAACGUGGAGCGGUUGCCGCCGCCCAUGGGGAUCGUUGCGGCGUCGAUCUCGCCGUUCCAGUUUUCAUUCUUCACGUGGGAAUCGGCCAAGUACACGCCACCGUCGUCGAGCGCGCAGGGCCGAUCGUUGGCGACCGCAUCGGACAACACCAUGUCCGGCAUGGAGCGGUACGCGGCGACGGUCGGGGUUCGGCCAGAUCAGUUGUUUUACGUGACGUUGACGGGCAUAUGCGUUGCGGCUGGGGCCAUCGCUGUCGUUGUCGCGAUCGUUUUCGUGGGGGCGUUGGCCGUCUCAAACGACUUCACGCGGCUUCGCGACCAAAUCGUCGACCGCGGCGUCGGUGCGUGCAUGUUGCUCGCAGUGGUCGGCCAGUACGCGAUCGGUGUCACUGCGACAUUUGAAAUCACGCAGGCAGUGGACGUCGGUGGCGACGCAUGGGGCGUCAGCGUGUUUGUGGCCAUGGCCGCGCUGCUCGUGCUCUCUGUGGGCACGAUCGUGUACGGGUACUUGGUCGUGCGGCAGCACGAGCACGACCUCCGCGACAUCGGGACAAAAGAUCAUUACGACAAGUCGGUGCAUCGGCGGUAUGGGUGCCUCUACGACGAAUACAACUUUGCCAACCGCUUCUUCUUUGUCGUCAAGAUGCUCCUGGCGCUGAGUGUCGGCAUCACGACGGGCCUGUCGACCCUCUCGGGCCUCGCGCAAGUCGUCGCCCUGGUCGGCCUCCACGUUGUGUUUGUCCUGUACUUGGAAGUGCGUCAGCCGCACUUGGCCAAGUUUGUCCAGGCCGCGACAACGCUCAUCACAGUCCUGAAGAUUGCAGCGCUUGGCUUGACGGCGUUUUUGUUGUCGGCGGUCGUCCAACUGCCGCCGACCGCGCGCACCGUCGUCGGCUACGUGAUCGUGUCGCUCCAGGGCCUCGUCGUCGUCUUUCUCGUCGUGCGCCAAGGCUUUAUCGUUUACCGUCAGUGGAAACUCAAGCAAGUCCCAGACCCAGCACGCGUUUCGAUCACAGACUUUUACGGCGGCAGCAGCACGACGUCCGCGAUGGCCAAACUCGACGGCGACCCCACCUGCGCCGACAUUGAAACCAACCAAAGCAGCACUCGGCGCCUUCCCCCCCUCAACCACCCUGGCAAAGAGUACACUUUCUAGCACGGACGUUCAACACAGGGUGAUGUUUUUGGGUCGACGAUGGCAAGGGGCACAUGACCACCUUCGUGAAGAUCACGACGCCGCAGUGCAUUCGACUCGACGAAACGCGGCCAUCUAGACAAAGCAACGAAUCGGACGGACGCGGGGAUCGAGUGGGACGUGUGUGUAGGACGAGCUGUGUCGCAUACGUUGACGAUGGAAAGGGCGGCGACUGCAUCGAGUGAGUCGAGGGAUAGAUUAGUAGAGGGGUGUUUUUAGCAAAUGGACAUCUUGCGGGCAAGGAGGCUCUUGCCGGUGCUCCACCCGA
This is a messenger RNA of Aphanomyces invadans, 2980 nucleotides long. RefSeq lists its product as hypothetical. The coding region runs from base 58 to 2673 and encodes 871 amino acids. NCBI's taxonomy places the organism in Eukaryota, Oomycota, Saprolegniomycetes, Saprolegniales, Verrucalvaceae. Gene Ontology annotation, biological process: transmembrane transport. The record is from RefSeq and is a predicted model, not a curated record. The transcript is spliced from 4 exons.